This is a messenger RNA of Exophiala viscosa, 1404 nucleotides long. Its product is annotated as NAD-dependent deacetylase sirtuin 4. Gene Ontology annotation, molecular function: NAD+ binding. Bases 83 to 1294 code for a protein of 403 amino acids. NCBI's taxonomy places the organism in Eukaryota, Fungi, Ascomycota, Eurotiomycetes, Chaetothyriales, Herpotrichiellaceae. The record is from RefSeq and is a predicted model, not a curated record. Gene Ontology annotation, cellular component: nucleus. The transcript has a single exon.
GGGAGCAGCAAUGCACCACUAUUAAGUUCACUCCUUCGCUUUUCGCCCUCGCUGCUUCCUCGUUUCACGCCAUGCUCUGCAUAUGUCCAAACCGCUUAUGCGCAUUCCCUACACGGGACCCCUACCACCACCUCUCAUCAUCCCGUCGUCCGCAGCUUCAAUACAGGGUGCCAUCGCCGCACUCACUCACUUCUUGACCUCCUCCGUUUCUUCCACGCCUCCCGUCCACCACCAUGCCUCGGCCACUUCAUCACAGACCACAAGGUCGGAAAAAACCGUCUUGUUAACAGGAGCCGGCAUCAGCGUCGCCUCCGGGCUCGCCGACUACCGUGGCCAAAAUGGCACAUACACACAAAACAAGAGCUACCGUCCAGUCUACUACCACGAAUUCGUAGCGAGCCACGAAUCCCGCAAACGAUAUUGGGCUCGCUCUUUCCUGGGUUGGCGCGGUUUGCACCGCUCAAAGCCCAAUGCAACUCACUACGCCAUCCGCGAUCUCGGGCAGCUAGGUCUGGUCGACAACGUAGUUACGCAGAACGUCGACUCGUUCCAUUCCCUCGCUCACCCGCAAUUGCAGACCGUCGAACUCCACGGGUUUCUACGCGCCCUGGUCUGCUUGAGCUGUCGCAACUUGAUGGAUCGAGACGCCUUCCAGUCACGUCUUGCGGAACUGAACCCAGCGUGGGCGACAUUCCUUCAAGAGCUGCUCCAGUCAGGAGCAUUGGACACAGAGAAUCCCGUCGAGCGACGUAAGCUAGGUUUCAGGACCAACCCGGACGGCGAUGCCGACGUGCCGGGCGCCCCGUACACCACGUUCAGAUACCCCGCGUGCCCAAGCUGCCUGAAGCGUCCACCCAUAUUGAGCGACGGAUCAAAGGGACAUGUGGACGUUGACAAGGACGGCGCCUGGCUACCAAACACAAGCACAAAUGGCGUGGGUAUACUGAAACCCAAUGUGAUCAUGUUCGGCGAAUCGAUUCCCGCCUGCGUCAAGGCUGAAGCUGAAGCCGCCAUCGACGGAGCGUCCAAGAUCCUCGUGAUUGGAAGCUCGUUAGCGACGUACUCCGCAUGGCGGCUCGUGAAGCGUGCCCAUGAACAGGGCAUGGGCAUUGGGAUCUUGAAUAUGGGUGGGGUCAGGAAAGAAGAGACUUUCUUUGGGGACUACCAAAACCACGGUGGUGACGAUGGCUUGUCGGCUCUUAGGCGGGCUAUCGUACGGGCAAGUUUGCCUUCGGAAGAGAUCCUGCCUGCUGUGGUCGAGCAGCUUCGUCAGGCGAGAGGGGUCAUAGCGUAGAUCAUGAAGGCAAUGUUGUCACUAUUCACGAUUUAUGGGAGUUGCAUUGUGCAUAUAGCGAAUUGUAGAUAUUGUAUAUAAGUUGCAUUCUGACCGAAGUUUGUGCGAAG